UUAAGCCCUCACACUUUAUGAUCAGUUGCAGACGGCAUUGAGAAAUUGCGAAAGCAAGAAUAUUUUCUGCGAGAGUUUAUAGUUCUCCACGCGUGUUUUUUUUCCUUUUCAUUCGAACUAGAAUUUCGUAAGCUUGGCCAGAAAAUGUCAUUGAGAAAGGCGAUGGCAACAGCUAAGGCUACAGCAGCUGCUGAAUCAAAAAAGAAAAAACCAAUAGUUAAAUCAAAAGCAAAGAUUAAGGAAGAAGUUACCAUUUCAUCUGAGGAAAGUGAUUUUGAUGAUGAGGAUGAUCCAGAUUGUGUUGAAGUCCCAGGUGGUGGAAGAGAUUUACAAACAAUAACAAAAAUUGGAAGCAAUGAGCCCAGUCUUGGUUUCCCAUCCCAAACUGUUUCUAUGAGUGAUGGGCUAAUACUUCCUAGCCCACCUACAUCAGUACUAAGAGCACCCAUUCCCCAGCAACCAGGUUACGAAGUCAUUCGUAUACCUCCUGGUUUUAGUCCUUUUGGAUUAGGAGGGGGAAUUAAGCAGCAAACACCAAAUGUUAUGCAACAGAAAAUUAAUCUUAUUCGAAGUGGUUUGCCUACCACUGGAGGUGCUGUGAGAGUAAAUGUACCUCUGUCAGCUGUUCAGUCUAUGCUGAAAACAAAUAGUUAUCAGAAUUUACAGGGGCCUACUGUAAGUAUUGCGGGAGUUGCGGGUCGUUUAGUGCAAAUGCAAAUGCAGCAAAGCGCCAACCAGCAGUUGCUCAACGCAGCAAUCAGAUCAGUAGCACCUGGUCAAAUUAGGACUCCACUGCAACUUCAGCAACUACAGCAUAUGCAGCAGCAGAUACCCCAGGCAAGACAAGAUGAGGCUGAAGAUGAAAAUGUUGAGGAAGAGGAAAACAUGGGAGUAGCAGAGACAUAUGCCGAUUAUAUGCCAACUAAAGUAAAAAUUGGGCGUAAACACCCAGAUCCUGUUGUUGAGACGGCUUCCUUGGCCAGCGUUGCCCCUCCUGAUGUUUGGUACAAACUUGCCAUUCCCGAAGAAUCCAUAGACAGUGGAUCGCUUUCUGCUCUACAGCUAGAAUCAAUCACAUAUUCCUGCCAACAACAUGAACAGACUCUUCCUGACGGUUCACGGGCUGGCUACCUCAUCGGGGAUGGUGCCGGUGUUGGUAAGGGUAGAACCGUCUCAGGAAUUAUCUACGAAAAUUACCUAAGAGGAAGGAAGAGAGCAAUAUGGGUGUCUGUUUCCAGCGACCUAAAGUACGACGCGGAGCGGGAUCUACGUGACAUUGGGGCCGGAAAGAUCUCUGUUUAUGCUUUGAACAAAAUGAAAUAUGCCAAAAUUUCUGCGGAUGUCAAUGGUGGUAUCAGGAAAGGUGUCAUUUUCUCAACCUAUUCCUCGCUUAUCGGAGAAUCGCAAUCCGGGGGAAAGUACAGGACGCGUCUUAAACAGCUGCUACAAUGGUGCGGUGAAGAUUUCGAUGGCGUCAUUGUCUUUGACGAAUGUCACAGGGCAAAAAAUCUUGUACCCACUGGUUCGACAAAACCAACAAAAACGGGCUUAACGGUACUGGAGCUGCAAAGCAAGUUACCAAAAGCUAGAGUCAUUUAUGCAUCCGCUACCGGUGCAUCAGAGCCUCGUAACAUGGCCUACAUGGUCCGACUCGGUCUGUGGGGUCAGGGCACUCCAUUCAAAGAAUUCACGGACUUCAUUGCUGCUGUUGAGAAACGUGGGGUGGGCGCAAUGGAAAUUGUGGCAAUGGAAAUGAAGCAUAGAGGGAUGUACAUUGCCCGUCAACUUUCGUUCAAAGACGUAACCUUUAAAGUCGACGAAGUUUCCCUUUCCCCCAAGUUCAUUAAAUCAUAUGAUGAUUCGGUUAAACUUUGGGUUCAACUGCUUCAAUCCUUCACCGAAGCAGCAGAACUUGUAAAUGCUGAUCCAAAAAUGCGUAAAACCAUGUGGGCUCAGUUUUGGUCUGCCCAUCAGAGGUUUUUCAAAUAUCUGUGUAUUGCUGCGAAGGUGAAACAUGCCGUCAAAGUGGCUAGUGAGGCUGUUAAAUGCGGGAAAUGUGUUGUUAUUGGUUUGCAAUCCACAGGAGAAGCGCGCACUCUCGAACAAAUUGAAAAUGAAGGUGAACUUUCAGAUUUCGUUUCUACUGCGAAAGGAGUUCUGCAAUCUCUAGUAGACAAGCACUUCCCAGCACCUGAUCGCUCAAGAGUCCUUCGGCUCUUGGGAUUAGAUAAAGGGGCUUCGCUGCUUGACCAGCUGGGGAUCGAUCCUGAAUCCUAUGGAAAUGGCAGUGGGACCAGUGGAAGUAAAAGAAAGGCUGCACGUCCAGUCGCUGAAAGAUCCAAAAAGAAAAUUCGCACUUCGGAUAGCGAGUCAAGUGAACAAGAACAAGAAUCGGAUUUAGAUGUGGACGACUCUUCGUCUGAACCUUCUGAUUCUGAGGAUCCUGAAGCCGACGAUUAUAACCCGUUCGGUGGAAGCGAUAAUGAAGACCCGUGGUGUAGAUCCGAAAAAAAUGGUCGCAGUAAAGUAAAAACUAAGUCAAAAAAGAAAGACAAGAAGGUGAAGGUGAAAGAAUCAAGAAAGAAAAAACCAGAUUCUUCUGAUGAAGAGGAAGAGGAAGUAAAAAUGCCUUUUAUUCCAAUCCCACGGCCAUCUUCUGUCCUGGAAAAAAAGGAAGACAUAUUUAAUCGGCCACCGCCUAAAGAAGCCCUUGACAUGGCUUCGUCUAUUAAAGAUAGACUUCUGGUGCAAAUUGAACAGCUGGGAGCAAAUCUUCCACCGAAUACGCUUGAUCAGCUGAUUGACGAACUAGGAGGCCCUGAAAAUGUGGCUGAAAUGACGGGGCGAAAGGGACGUGUCGUCCAAAAUGACGACGGGCAGGUACAAUAUGAGUCCCGGUCCGAAGUCGAUGUCCCAUUAGAAAUUCUCAAUAUUCGAGAGAAAGAACGCUUUAUGGCUGGAGAGAAGGACGUGGCUAUUAUUUCCGAAGCUGCCAGCAGUGGAAUUUCUCUUCAAGCUGAUCGACGAGUAAAAAAUCAGCGUCGCCGCGUUCAUAUUACUCUAGAGUUGCCAUGGAGCGCUGAUCGUGCUGUUCAGCAAUUUGGUCGUACUCACAGGAGUAAUCAAGUCAGUGCGCCAGAAUAUAUUUUUCUGAUCUCCAAUUUAGCUGGAGAACGGCGAUUUGCCUCUAUUGUAGCUAAGCGUCUUGAAAGCCUUGGAGCCCUUACCCAUGGUGAUCGACGUGCCACGGAAUCACGUGAUCUCAGUCAAUUUAACAUUGAUACGAAAUACGGUAGGGCAGCCCUUGAAGCCAUUAUGAAAGCUGUCAUGGGCUAUGAAGUACCCGUUGUACCACCACCAGCCGAUUACAAAGGAGAAUUUUUCAAAGAUGUUGCUGGAGCAUUAGUUGGGGUUGGUUUGAUUUGUAACAGCGAUACGAAUCCUGGGGUGCUGGCGCUCGAUAAAGAUUACGCAAAUAUUUCCAAAUUCCUAAAUCGAAUACUGGGUAUGCCAGUUGAUCUACAAAACAGGCUCUUCCAGUAUUUCACGGAUACGCUGGCAGCUAUAGUCAUCCAGGCAAAGAAAUCUGGUCGCUUUGACCUGGGUAUUUUGGAUUUGGGCUCGGGUCAGGACGAUGUUCGGCGCACAAAACUUUACACAUUUACCACCCGCCAUCCUACGGGAACGGCGAAAAUUGAACUACACACUUUUGAAGUUGAACGUGGAAUGACGUGGGAAGAGGCUAAAGACAAAACUAGUGUUCUCUUCGGCGAACACGAGGGAUUCUAUGUGUCGAAAGAGAGUCGCUACCUGAAGCAAACUCCAUCCUUAGUCGUGCAGAGUGGCACUGCGGCACGCCGUGGACUUGAUAAAGGAGAGUCUCUGUACACGAUCUCGCGGCCCAACACGGGUUUGCAACUCCGACAGGAAUCCCUAGGAGAAAUUAAAAAGAAAUACAGAAAGAUUGAAGCGGACGAGGCCGAGCCGUUAUGGAUUGAUUUGUUUACCUCGUCAAAAACCAACUGCAUGCACAUCCAUUGGUUUGGAAAGUGUCGUCAAAAAACUUUGGGAGUUGAUUGUCAAUUUGGUCUUCGGCAGCGGACUUACAAUGUGUUGUCGGGCUCGGUGUUGUCUGUCUGGACAAAAGUCGAGGCAGUUUUGAGUGCAAAUUUUGGAGGGAAAAUGCAGGUGGUACGGUUGCGAAGUGGAGGAAUUAGGAUCGUCGGUACUGUUGUCCCAAGCAGCUGUAUGCCACAGAUAAUAAAAUUGCUGACGGAGGAGUCUGAGAACUUCAGCGAGGAAGUGUUCUAGUGAUUAAGUUUCCCCCGGUUUUGCCAAGUUACCCUUGGUUGGCGCGAAUCCAUUUCACCGAGACCAAUCGUUAUUUACUUCGGCAAUACAAAGUUUUAAGUACCUGCCGAA
This is a messenger RNA of Daphnia magna, 4422 nucleotides long. It is a transcript of the gene sno, whose product is annotated as protein strawberry notch. The coding region runs from base 145 to 4311 and encodes 1388 amino acids. The transcript has 13 exons. Gene Ontology annotation, molecular function: chromatin DNA binding; histone binding. Gene Ontology annotation, biological process: regulation of DNA-templated transcription. Lineage: Eukaryota; Metazoa; Arthropoda; Branchiopoda; Diplostraca; Daphniidae. Gene Ontology annotation, cellular component: nucleus. The record is from RefSeq and is a predicted model, not a curated record.